Molecule: messenger RNA, 1801 nt
Organism: Leptidea sinapis
Lineage: Eukaryota; Metazoa; Arthropoda; Insecta; Lepidoptera; Pieridae
Gene: Es2
Product: splicing factor ESS-2 homolog
Exons: 8
Coding region: 344-1774 (476 amino acids)
Cellular component (GO): catalytic step 2 spliceosome
Source: RefSeq, a predicted model, not a curated record
CAAAACAUCACCUGAUUACGAUUGAGUUGAUCUCGUUCAAAAUUUAGAAGUUUACAAGUAUAAAAAUAAAAUAAAGCAUUAUCUUUAAAAUAAAUUUGGAUCUCAACUCUCAAUUAGUGAUCACUUCAAUUUAUAAGUAAUUAAGUAGUAGUUUUAUCCAGUAGUGUGCCUUUAUCGUAACUGACUUGUGCUAUGAAUUGUCUUGUGGUUUGUGAUGUUUUUACUAAUUGCAGAUAAAUAUUUCUGAAUCUCAUCUACUAGAAGCUUUAAAACCUACACCCCGAAUAAUUCUAAGCAAUUAUUUCGAGUAAUAUGUAUUUAUGAUCUUAUUCAAUUUAAAACAAUGGAGGAAAACGCAAUAGCUCCGCGACCUGGAGAGGCUGCCUUAAAAAAUAUGCAAUUACUAAAGACAGAAAGUUCUGUGUUUAAAGUUCCAAAAGUACCUAAGAAAAAACAGCCUAAGAAAACACAGGUGUUAGAAGAAGAAGAAUAUGUGGAAGGGAUUGCGAAAAUAAUCCAAAGAGAUUUCUUUCCUGAUCUUGAGAGAUUGAAUGCCCAAAAUGAAUUCUUAGAAGCGACAGAAAAUAAAGAUUAUUCAAGAUUGAGAGAGAUUGCUAGAAAAUACAGCGGUAUCAGGCCAUCAACAGAACCAUAUAAUUCACCCGCAACAUUUGAUACACCUGGAGUUGAUAGGCCUCCUUCACCUUCUGAUAAAGACCAAGUACCGGAUGCAGCACAACCAGCUAGAGAAAAAACUAAAGAUGUGACAGACCAGCAAACAUUAGAUUCAUUUCUCGCGAAGCAUACAAGUGAAGAUAACGCCAGCUAUGAUCGAGUGAUAGCUCUUGAGAACAGAAAGAAAGCUAACAAGCUUGCGUCACAGUUCCAAGCGGAGAUCACGGCGUGUCAGUUGGCGGACUCGGCCCUCGCGUUACCCUCCAUUGAGGAACAAGCAGACCAGACGCAGAGGGCACUUGAGCUGGACACCUGGCGCUACCGUGCCAAGAACUAUAUAAUGUACGUGCCUGAUGGGGCGGAGUCCCAGGUACCCAGCGAAAAGCCCGAGUUGCAGUAUCACAACACACGGCUCAGAGUGCAACCAUUCGAUUAUGAGAAGAACAAGGAGGCUAUCACUGCUAUUGCCAAGUCACAGGAUGCAUGUGUCAAGGGUAAAAUUGGCGUGGACGGUGUGAGUAUAUCUGGGGAGAAGACGAACGCGGAGUACCUACUGGUAGCCACGCCCUCUCCGCGGCCAGGGGACGGUCCUGACCAGUCGCCGCUGAUGACGUGGGGAGAGAUCGAGGGCACACCCUUCCGACUGGAUGGGGGUGAUACUCCUUUACCUGCGGUCGGGGCUGGCGCAGCGUACCGCAUGUUGGAGGGGAGUGCGAGGGAGAGGAUCGCGCUACAACUGGCGGAGAGAGUUGCCAAGAGAAGAAGACCCACCACGCCCUUGCGGAGGUCCACUACACCACAAAGCUUCAGAACAAAUACGGAGCGGCUAGCGAGCAUGUCACCAGCGGCGAGAAAGCUGGCGGCACAACAUCUGCUGUCACCACGACUGAAAUUGACACCCAAUGACAUGGGGAUAUCUCACCCCACGCCGAAGCAGGCAACACCCAGACUUACCCCGCGGCCGCCGCUAGUGGCAACACCGAAGACCGCAGACGCUGGCAACAUUGCAGCAGAAAAGAAUAAUAUCACAGAUAAUCUGCUACAGAUCAGUGUUGCGAAACGGACGCGGCUUAAGGCACAGGAUUUUUUUGUUUCAUAGCAGUGAAAUAAAUAUUUUGUACCUAAA